Globicephala melas (long-finned pilot whale) is the source of this 715-nucleotide messenger RNA. It is a transcript of the gene SNCG, whose product is annotated as synuclein gamma. Gene Ontology annotation, biological process: synapse organization; synaptic vesicle endocytosis; chemical synaptic transmission. Lineage: Eukaryota; Metazoa; Chordata; Mammalia; Artiodactyla; Delphinidae. Gene Ontology annotation, molecular function: cuprous ion binding. Gene Ontology annotation, cellular component: neuronal cell body; cytoplasm; axon terminus. The record is from RefSeq and is a predicted model, not a curated record.
GCCUGGGCCGGCCCACCCGCAAUAAGAGGCAGCAGUAGGGACAGCAGCUGCGGCAGCACUCGAGCCAGCUCCAGUCACAGUUUGCCCGGGGAGUCAGGCCCCCGUCCCUGCCCACAGCCAUGGAUGUCUUCAAGAAGGGCUUCUCCAUCGCCAAGGAGGGUGUGGUGGGCGCCGUGGAGAAGACCAAGCAGGGGGUGACAGAGGCUGCUGAGAAGACCAAGGAGGGCGUCAUGUAUGUGGGAGCCAAGACCAAGGAAGGUGUUGUGCAGAGUGUGACCUCAGUGGCUGAGAAGACCAAGGAGCACGCCAACGCCGUGAGCGAGGCCGUGGUCUCCAGUGUCAACACCGUCGCCACCAAGACCGUAGAGGAAGCAGAGAACAUCGCUAUCACCUCCAGAGUGGUGCGCAAGGAGGACCUGCAGCAACCUGCCCCCUCGCAGGAGGACGAGGCGCCCAAAGUGGAAGAGGAAGUGGCUGAGGCGUUGACUUCGUGGAGGGAGUGGUGAAGGAGGUGGUGAAGCCUGCCAAGGAGGCUGGAGAGAAUGCCAUUGCUGGAGCUUUAAAGAAGACCCAUGAGACAAGGGACAAAGUGGUAAAGGAAGUCACUGAGACGGUGACCAACACAGUCACAAAUGCUGUCACGCACGCAGCGGAAGGCCUGGGCAAACUGGGACAGUGAGCGUGCCUGCCACCAGCAGGCUCUUCCUGAAUCGCA